AUGGUCGACGGCGGCGAGUUCGCCGGCACCAUUUGCUCGAUCUGUUACGAAGUUCUCAAGCCCGUUACGGAAGAUCUUCAAUCAAUCUCUAUCUGCGGCCAUGUCUUCCACGAGCUCUGUCUGCAGCAAUGGUUUGAGUACUGUUCAAGAGCGAAGAAGCACACUUGCCCCGUUUGCAAGCAGAGUUGCAGGGCCAGCGAUGCGUGCAGGCUUUAUUUUCAAUCGGUUGGAGAAGUGAACGAUGCUGUUCUUCCUCGGAAUCCCGUUGAUUUUGAGGAAGAUGCUGGGGUUCUGCGCAGGGAAGUCAAAAGAUUGGAGAUGCAAGUUUCAAUGCUUAGUUCGGAAUCGAAACAGAAAGCAAAGGACUUGGAAGAACUUACCGAGGAGCUCUGUGCUUGCAAGGAGCAGGCAAAGAUAGAAAUAGCAUUGAAAAACGAGGCCUUAAAUCAAAAAGCAUCCAUACAAUUCCAGCUUCAUAUGAAAUCAGAGGAGCUUGAGAAGUCAAGUUUGGAGCGUUUUAGAUUACAAGAUAGAAAUAUGGCUUUGGCUAAAGAACUUGCAGCAUUAAAAUUAGUGUCUGAUCUGGACCUUGAUGAAGAGGAGGUUUUGAAGCUUGCCACUUUGGGUAACGGUGCCAACAGCAAAGACACGAUAGACACAUUAAAAAGAUCUCUGGUCUUGCGGAACAGGAGUUACAAAGAAUUAAUGGCCAAGUGCAAUCUUCUGGGAAGAGGCGAGGCUCGUUAUAGUAAAAAGCUUGAGAAGGCUAAAGAGAAAAUCAUUAAACUGAAGGCUAGGAUACAAGAACUGGAGACAACAGCAGAAGUAAAAGAAAACGAAUAUCUGAUGUCUCUGAAAGUUUCAAAGAAAACAAAGUGUUCAAAGAAUCUUGAAAAUAGUAUCAAUUGUAAUUUUGAUGUGACUGCAAAUGACGACAGUAAAUCUUCACAAUCUUUGAAGAUAGAGAACUGCAAUGCUACUAAGAAUAACGCUGUGGAUAUUAGAAAUGGUAGUAAAACUAUCUUGUCUCCUGAUAAAGAGAUAGAUUUUAUCUCAAUUGAUGAAGAUAAUUCAGAAUUUACAAAAGCUUUGCCUGGACGUCCAAAACACAACUACAAAGAUCAAGACAGGGUUGAUGAUGCUUUUAGCAAGCCUUCUCUGGCUUCUGGCAUAAAGACUGAAACAUUGUUGCAAGGAAAAUGUAAUUUGCUUGAGUCUUCAAGAGUUGAUAUUGACAUUGAAAUGGCUAAUAUUUCUGCUGGCACUAUGGAUGAAGAUGUGAUGGUACAAGCCAACGUUCAACAAGUUCAACCCAUGGUUAACAUUAGAAAGGAGUCUCCAUUAACACUUUCAAAUUCAGCAAAUACCUGUUUUUCUGGUGGAUUGCUUGGACCUGAUGGAACUCAUCGAUACUUGGGUAAAUGGUGCAAGCGUGGACAAAACAGUGAAUCAACAUCUGCAAAAGGUUCAAGUAAUGGGGAUUUGAUAGCUGUCGGGGCUGAUGGUAGAGGUGGCAAAAUAAAAGUUCUAAGGACUCCAAACCAAAUAUUUUCGGAUGGAAAGGAAAAUUCAGUAAGUUCAAAAAGGUUAAAAUUUGGACAAAAACCAAGUAGUUUGCAAUCCAAGGGGUACCUGCAGAUAGAACACUUCUUUGCGAGGACCAAUCAGUAA
Messenger RNA from Gastrolobium bilobum, 1671 nucleotides. RefSeq lists its product as uncharacterized. NCBI's taxonomy places the organism in Eukaryota, Viridiplantae, Streptophyta, Magnoliopsida, Fabales, Fabaceae. The record is from RefSeq and is a predicted model, not a curated record. The coding region runs from base 1 to 1671 and encodes 556 amino acids. The transcript has 9 exons.